This is a messenger RNA of Cylicostephanus goldi, 645 nucleotides long. NCBI's taxonomy places the organism in Eukaryota, Metazoa, Nematoda, Chromadorea, Rhabditida, Strongylidae. The record is from the annotation of a GenBank genome assembly.
AUGAGGUUAAACGAGAAUGUAAAAAUCAUUGGAAAAAAUGUUAUACUUGUACCAUAUGAGAGCCAUCAUGUGCCCAAGUAUCAUGACUGGAUGGAAGAUGAGGAGAUAAGAAGAUUAACAGGGUCCGAGCGACUGUCGCUUGAACAAGAGUACGAUAUGCAGCGAACUUGGCGCACAGAUGAGGACAAGCUGACUUUCAUUAUUUUAUCAAAAUCAUUGGCAGAUAAGGGUUUGACUGAGGUAACUUUUGAGCUGUCGGUGAUGUUUUCAGCUCGGUCAUUUGAAUUAUCCUUGCAGAUCGAAAGUAUGAUCGGAGACGUGAACUUAUUCAUUCAGUUGGAAGAUAGCGCUGGGGAAUUAGAAAUCAUGAUAGCAGAAAAAACUGCUCGAGGCACUGGAGCUGGCACGGAAGCCGCUUCCCUUAUGAUUUCUUAUGCUCUCAAAGAAUUAGAGAUCAAGAAGUUCUUCGUCAAAGUGACAGAUGAUAAUCAGGCUAGCUUGCACUUAUUCGAGGAUAAGUUGAAAUUUCGUCGAGUAUCCCAUAGUGACGUCUUUGGAGAGUAUACUCUUGAGCUCCCUGAAUCUGAGAUGUGCUCAUUCAGAGAAAUAUUACAUACAGCCUAUAUGGCCCCUUAUAGGGAAUAA